AUGAAUCAGAUGAAUGCCGGAAUGAACCCGGGGGUUGGAGGUCCUGUUGGGGGAGUACCAAUGAUCAAUAAUGGUUCUUCAGCUUCUCGUAACGAUUCCAUGAACAAUCCCGAGCAACUGAUCAGCAACCUGAACACCUACAUCUACGAUUACUUUUUGAAGCGUGGGUACCAUGACUGCGCUCGAGCGCUCCUACAGGAUGAGUCCAUCAAACUUAACACCGAGAACAACCCCAAGACGAGUCCCGGAAGUCGACGUGAUGAUAUCAAUGGCAUGGACCCUGAUGCCAUGAUGACCGAUGGGAAAGAGGGCGAGAAGAUCAAGAUUCCAGAUGAUCUCCCACGCCCCAGUAUUCCCAAUGGCGAGAGCCCUUCUUCCUUCCUUUUGGAUUGGUUCAACCUUUUCUGGGAUUUCUUCUGGGCCCAGCGGAACAAAAAGAAUGGCGGUGACAUCAGGCAGUACCUUCAGCACAACCAGCAAUUCAUGCGUCUGCGAGAGCAGCAGCACAACCAGUUCAUGCGCCAGCAACCAAUGAUGCCCGGUCAGAUGGGCGUCCGGAGACAGAAUGGCAUGGUGCCUCCUAACUUGCAAAAGACAGUGCUGCAGAACAACACACCUGGCCUGACGCCGUCACAACAACAACUGGCACAGAUCCAAAAGAACCAACAGAUGCAAAUGCUACAGCAACUCCAGCGAGAGCAACCUGACAUGGACAUGGGCGGACACCGGCCACAGUCACCGGGAUCUGCGGACAACGCCCCUUCGCCAUCGAAACGCCCACGCCUCGAAGGCGCUGUCAAUGGACAACAACUUGCGCCAAACGGACGAGGACCAGGACAAGGAAUACCCGGACAACCCAAUCAGCAGAUGAUGAUGCAGAAUGGCAUGCAACGAGGCUUGACGCCGGCGCAGUUCCAACAAUAUUCCCAGCAGACGGGACAAGCGCAACAGAAAUCUAUGCAGGUAUAUGCUCAAAACUUGGCCCUUCAUCACUCUCGCUCAGCAUCGAAUUCCCAGGGUAUCCCGAAUGGUGGCAUGAUGAAUCCCGGUCUGAUGGCCAACCAGGGGGAUCUGGUCCCCAUGCCUGAUAGUCAAGGAAUGUACCCCAUGGCUGGUGCUGGUCCUGACUAUUACGGCGCCAAUGGGCCAAUGGGCCAGGUCCGACCUGGUGGUAUGCAGACCCCUGGUGCAGGUGGCGGUGGCGGCGGUCAGCACGGCAAUCAUGCUUUGCAAGAUUAUCAAAUGCAGCUUAUGCUGCUUGAACAGCAGAACAAGCGACGAUUGAUGAUGGCUCGUCAAGAGCAGGACACCAUGGCCCGUGAUGGCCAGCCGCCCCCAAUGCCCGGCCAAGGCGGUUUGCCGCCAGGCACUUCCCCUGGAAGCAGAACGGGCGCUUCUCCCAACCCCAGCGAACAAAUGAAACGCGGCACGCCCAAGAUGAACCAGACUGGACUUCCCGGAUCGCCCAGCGCCGGUGAUAUGUCUCAGCGUGGUUCUCCCGGAUCGAUGAACCUAGGCAACGGUGGCCCGAUGCCUCCCGAGAUGGCUGCUCAGUUCUUCCAAGGUAACAAUAUGCGACCCCCCAGCUCGAACCCAGCCUUCACUGGAGCCCAGAUGGGUCAACCAAUUCCGGCCAAUGCUGGCCAGCGCAUGCCUAGUGGCCAAUGGCAGCCAGGACAGCCGAUGGCUCCGCAGCAUUCCCCUGCGAACCAGCCCCAAGCUGGCACUCCGCAGGAGCGAGGCGCGAUGCCACCGCCCUCGGCGCCAACUGUCACUGGGCCCAACGCUGGUCGUGGUCAACCAGCAUCUCCCCAGACUAGUGGAAAUGCACCUCCAACCCCCAACCAGACAAACAAGCCUGCCCCCAAGGGCAAGAAGAAGGAGGAGACUCGCAAGCGACCUAACAAGAAGCAAGCCGCUGCAGCCGCUGCAGCCGGCACCACUCCUUCCACUGAAGCUGCCGAACUCCCCACUCCGUCGACCCCUGUCACACCCCAUCCUCCACCCAACGCCUUCAAGAACGGCGCCAAUGGAGCCAAUGGACCGGCACCUGGCCAACCUACCUCGGCACCGGCUCCUCAGACCAUGGUCCCGCCGCCUCCUGACCAGAACAACCAACCUUUCACCGACCUCAGCAUCCCUGAUGCUUCCGCAUUCAACCUCGACUUCAGCGCACUGGAAAACCCAGAUAUUUUGGAGAACUUCGACUUUGACACAUUCCUCAAUACCGACGCCGAUGCUACGGGCUUCGGGUUCGACCCCAGCAUAUCCUACUCGGCUGACGGUGUUGAGACAGGAGCCGGCGACGGCAUCUGA
Messenger RNA from Penicillium brevicompactum, 2316 nucleotides. RefSeq names its product putative cAMP-dependent protein kinase pathway protein (Som1) (gene somA). Gene Ontology annotation, biological process: positive regulation of transcription by RNA polymerase II. Gene Ontology annotation, molecular function: protein binding. Gene Ontology annotation, cellular component: nucleus. The record is from RefSeq and is a predicted model, not a curated record. The transcript has 5 exons. Lineage: Eukaryota; Fungi; Ascomycota; Eurotiomycetes; Eurotiales; Aspergillaceae. Bases 1 to 2316 code for a protein of 771 amino acids.